Molecule: messenger RNA, 3424 nt
Organism: Nomascus leucogenys (northern white-cheeked gibbon)
Lineage: Eukaryota; Metazoa; Chordata; Mammalia; Primates; Hylobatidae
Gene: STK33
Product: serine/threonine kinase 33
Biological process (GO): protein phosphorylation; mitotic DNA damage checkpoint signaling
Cellular component (GO): nucleus; cytoplasm
Molecular function (GO): protein serine/threonine kinase activity; ATP binding
Source: RefSeq, a predicted model, not a curated record
UUUUAUCCUUUCUCCUCUGAUUUUAAUAAAGGUUUAAGAGUAUAAAUUUUCUUUUAAGUGCAGCUUUGCCUGCAUUCUAUUAAGCUUAAUGGCCAUAAGUCACAUGGCUACCCCUAAUCUGAAAGAGAAGCCUGGAAAUGUAGGAUGUUAGUGAGCACUUGCUGCCCCAAAGAAGAUCAGGAUUCUGUUAGUAAGAAAGAAGAGAGGACAACUUUUAGGUGAACUACUAGCAAUAUCUUUUAUAAAAUCCUAUGAGCCUGGCAGAUUUUCCUGCCAAUCACAAUAGAUAAGGAUUUGAUAAAAGUCAGCACAGCUUUCUGACUAGAAAACCAGGUAUUUCUUUAAUGAAAUAAAUAUAUUUAAUUUCCUAUUCUAGUCAAGUUUAUUCCAGUUCAAAGGAUAACAGUAUAUUGCAUAUAUCCCCAGCUUUAUCAAUCUAUGACUACAAAAUCUACUUUUAAAGACUAUCUGAAAUGGUAUAGCAUAAAACCAUAAUAAUGUACUCCCAAUUACUUCUGGAAGUUUCUCAAGGUACUCCUUUAUAUGUACUGCAGAGUGUAUUUUUCUUCCUCCUCAACUGAGAUCUUUCCAACUUGCCACCAUGCAGCUGCCAAUGGUCCUAGUUAAGUAAAAUGCUGCCAUACCUAUUUUAGACUCAGGGAAAAAUAGCACCCACUCAUUUUUAUUUUUGCUCAAUAUAAAAAUGAGGAUACUUAUGAGGAUACUUAAACUUUUAGGAUUAACUAGUUUUCUAAAAAUCGAAUUAUUCACUCCUUUGUAAAGUAUGUAAUAGGAAUUUGCUCUAAUAAUAAAUAGAUUAAGGUUUAAAAUUUGAAACCAUAGUAAUGUAUGUUUAACACCAAUAUUUUAAGCCUUCUUAAAAACCACAACUCACAUUAAGAAAUACAUUUCAUACUGUGAUCAAGUACACACGCACACACACACUAUACAUAUAUGUCUGUCCAAUUAAAAGUUUCACAGAAAUUUCCAAGGAGGUAUGCUAAAUAUUAUCUAUUUGAUUCUACUUUAUUUUUAAAAAGUGAUAUCAACCCACAAAAUGGAUUUCAUAACCCACUACUGCAGUUUGAUAAGAUGCUGUUUUAGACCAUGCUUUUCACCAGUUUUAUGGUCCUGUUUUGUCCUUUUCAUGUCUAUACAGGAUGCUUCUAGUGCUAGUUGCUAGCCUUUCUUUGAUUUCUGGGAUGGUAAUAGGAUAAGAAUUUCUCUAAAUGGUUAUUUCUUUUCUUUCUGCAGCUCUCACGUGUGAAUAUGUAUCUAGUGCAUCCUUAACCUAAGGACUUCACCAGUUCGAAAUUAGUUUUCACCAUCAACUACCUUAUCCUUUUUGGUCUGGUUUUCUUCCUCAAACUGUGGAAACAUUUUUAAAGUUGCUUUUGUUGCAGAGUUAAACAAAUGGCUGAUAGUGGCUUAGAUAAAAAAUCCACAAAAUGCCCCGACUGUUCAUCUGCUUCUCAGAAAGAUGUACUUUGUAUAUGUUCCAGCAAAACAAGGGUUCCUCCAGUUUUGGUGGUGGAAAUGUCACAGACGUCAAGCAUCGGUAGUGCAGAAUCUUUAAUUUCACUGGAGAGAAAAAAAGAAAAAAAUAUCAACAGAGAUAUAACCUCUGGGAAAGAUUUGCCCUCAAGAACCUCAAAUGUAGAGAGAAAAGCAUCUCAACAACAAUGGGGUCGGGGCAACUUUACAGAAGGAAAAGUUCCUCACAUAAGGAUUGAGAGUGGAGCUGCUAUUGAGGAAAUCUAUACCUUUGGAAGAAUAUUGGGAAAAGGGAGCUUUGGAAUGGUCAUUGAAGCGACAGACAAGGAGACAGAAAUGAAGUGGGCAAUUAAAAAAGUGAACAAAGAAAAGGCUGGAAGCUCUGCUGUGAAGUUACUUGAACGAGAGGUGAACAUUCUGAAAAGUGUAAAACAUGAACACAUCAUACAUCUGGAACAAGUAUUUGAAACACCAAAGAAAAUGUACCUUGUGAUGGAGCUUUGUGAGGAUGGAGAACUCAAAGAAAUUCUGGAUAGGAAAGGGCAUUUCUCAGAGAAUGAGACAAGGUGGAUCAUUCAAAGUCUCGCAUCAGCUAUAGCAUAUCUUCACAAUAAUGAUAUUGUACAUAGAGAUCUGAAACUGGAAAAUAUAAUGGUUAAAAGCAGCCUUAUUGAUGAUAACAAUGAAAUAAACUUAAACAUAAAGGUGACUGAUUUUGGCUUAGCGGUGAAGAAGCAAAGUAGGAGUGAAGCCAUGCUGCAGGCCACAUGUGGGACUCCUAUCUAUAUGGCCCCUGAAGUUAUCAAUGCCCACGACUAUAGCCAGCAGUGUGACAUUUGGAGCAUAGGCGUCAUAAUGUACAUGUUAUUAUGUGGAGAACCACCCUUUUUGGCAAGCUCAGAAGAGAAGCUUUUUGAGUUAAUAAGAAAAGGAGAACUACAUUUUGAAAAUCCAGUCUGGAAUUCCACAAGUGACUGUGCUAAAAGUGUUUUGAAACAACUCAUGAAAGUAGACCCUGCUCACAGAAUCACAGCUAAGGAACUACUAGAUAACCAGUGGUUAACAGGCAAUAAACUUUCUUCGGUGAGACCAACCAAUGUAUUAGAGAUGAUGAAGGAAUGGAAAAAUAACCCAGAAAGUGAUGAGGAAAACACAACAGAAGAGAAGAAUAAUCCGUCCACUGAAGAAAAGUUGAAAAGUUACCAACCCUGGGGAAAUGUCCGUGAUGCCAGUUACACUUCAGAUGAAGAGGGGGAAAAACAGUCUACUGCUUAUGAAAAGCAAUUUCCUGCAACCAGUAAGGACAACUUUGACAUGUGCAGUUCAAGUUUCACAUCUAGCAAACUCCUUCCAGCUGAAAUCAAGGGAGAAAUGGAGAAAACCCCUGUGACUCCAAGCCAAGGAAAAACAACCAAGUACCCUGCUAAAUCCAGGGUCCUGUCCAGAACCAAAAAGAAACUCUAAGGUUCCCUCCAGUGCUGGACUGUACAAAAACAAAGCUGCUCUUGUUAGCACUUUGAUGAGGGGGUAGGAGGGAAGAGGACAGCCCUAUGCUGAGCUUGUAGCCUUUUAGCUCCGCAGAGCCCCGCCAUGUGUUUGCACCAGCUUAAAAUUGGAGCUACUUAUCUCCAAAGCAGCAUAAGCUGCACGUGGCAUUAAAGGACAGCCACUAGUAGGCUUGGCAGUGGGCUGCAGCGGAAAUCAACUCAAGAUGUACACGAAGGUUUUUUACGGGGGCAGGUACCCGCAAUUCAAGACAGUGGGCACACUUGCUCAUUUUUACUUCAAAUUCUUAUGUUUAGGCACAGCUAUUUAUAGGGGAAAACAAGAGGCCAAAUAUGGUAAUGGAGGUUCCAAAUAAUUAUGUGCACUUUGCACUGGAAGACUUUGUUAGAAAAUUACUAAUAAACUUGCCAUAGGUAUUACAGCA